GUUCAAAAUGGCGUCUACACAUGUCAGAAAUUCGAAAAAAUCGCAAAAUAAAACUGCAGGAAAGAAGAAAUUACCCGAUCCAACUCAUGUUGGACAUUUCUUCUCUAUUUUGACCAUGUCUUUGUGUAAGAAAAUCCUUCAUAUUGACACAGCAGUAAAAAUUGGAGUUUAUCUAUGCGGAGUGUUGAUAGGGUCUGUAUUUUCUGACAUAUUUGCAUUACCAAAGUCGUACUUCUCGGACAAGAAGAACAUAUUCAACAGAAUGUUUGUAUCUUUCGGAUUCGGAUGGACUUUGAUACUGCUUGGAGGAUACAUAUUUUUGACAAGCUUUGUGUACACUUGUGGGAACAUGAAACUUGUUGUACGCAAACAUUUACUGCGACUUGCUAUUUCUACAAUAUGGUGGUUUAUACUCACAAAGACAUUUAGUUAUGUUGACUCAGUUGUUGGAGUAUGCUCAAUUUCUAACUACAAAAGGAAAUACGAUUGCUUAAAAGCAGGAAGGGCUUGGUUGGGUUUCGAUAUUUCGGGACAUGUAUUUUUAUUGAUUCACAUCCUUCUUACAAUCUCUGAAGAGGCUAAAAGUUUUAAAGCUUGGACAAAUUUAGAGUUGCUGCUUAAAGAAGAAGAUAUAGGAGUGAAAAGAAAUUUGACUGAACAGCAAAUUUCUCAAGCAAGAAUUUCUUACCAAAGCCUAACACCAUACAUCAAAAUUACUGUUUUGCUGCUGACAUUGUGGACAAUAUUUUGUGAAUUUAUGCUGAUUAUUUCUGUAGUUUAUAGGUUCCACACACUGACACAGAAAGUGACAGCUGCAUUUGUUGCUGUAGGAUGUUGGUUUAUUACAUACCAAAUCACUCUUGAAACAAAGUCAGCUUUCCUUCCAGAUCAGCCAGGACAGUGUACUCUAAAUUACAUGAAGAUAAGACAAAGCUGAUGAUUUCAUCAAGACUCUGUUUGAAGUUUCCCAGAUAUCCUAACUUUGUUGUGGCAAAUACAAAUUUAAACAUAAAGCUUACUGCCAGACCAAUUUUUAUUUAUUUACCAAUGUUUUUUUGUAAAUUGAAAGCCUUCCCUUAUAUUUUUAUUUAGAAUCUAAGAUGGCACAUGGACCAUACUUACAUUACUGUGAAAACCUGAAAGGUAAUAGUACAGAUAGCUUUGAGAAUUCCUGUAUUACAGAAUAUUCAAUUCCUUGUGUCAAAUCAUUUUAAAAUAUAUUCAGGAUGUAAAAUUAUCAUGUAUGUAACUAUGUUAUUUAUAUUUUUUCUUUACAUGGUGUUAUUCUAACUGACUGACCAAUUGAUCAACAUUAAUGCAUAUCUCCUUCGGUAUGUUCUUAUCCACUUAAUGACUUAUUCCUUUUUGAAAUACAGUACUGUAACUUGUAUUAUUAGACCAUCUAAGACUAAGAGAAGAGCAGAAAUUGGUCUGUUAACACAAAUCAUUUCUUCAUAUAUAAACUUUAACAUAAUUUGUUCUUUUAUACAAGAUUAUAAAAGGGUGCUAUAAAAGUGGUCUCUUAAUUAGAUUCUAAUAAUAACCUGAUUUUGUCUCACUUGCAAAUUUGAACCUAAACCAAAGAUGUCUGGUUACAUUGUGUAUUUAAGAACCUGAUUACAGAAAGAUAAUAUUUUUAUUAUAUAUAGUAUCUGUUUAACAAGUAUGAUCAUCCAGAGGCUGAGAUUUUUUUCAUUUUUUACUCACUAUUGGUUUAUUAUGCCAGAUUACUUUGUACCUUUUCAGUGAAUUCAUUAAGUAGAUCAUUAAGUUUAAAAAUUUAGAGUUAUUAAUGGUUACAUUAAAAUAUACAUAGGUUAGAUAAUCACUUGUUGAUCAUCUAAUGAAUGUUUUCCACUUUCAUUGUACUUUGUUAGUGUCCUGUCCUUCGUUUGCUUUUGUUAGAAGCAAUAUACAGCUUAUUAACCAUUACUAUAAAACCAGACCAUUGUUUUUGAAUUCCUUGAAUAGAAUUUCUGAAAGUAACAAAAGCUAUUGUCUUUAAUUUUUAGGAACAUGAUGUCAUUGAUGAAAACCAUAUUAAUUGCUUAACAGUAAAUUAAACAAAUGAUAUUGGAACCUGGUCCAAUGAAUAUUGUUUAUUAUUAUGGUACACAAAUUAAUUCAAUAUUUCUAUGACACAAUAUUAAAUGAUUGUGCAGAUAUAUCAGUUCAUCUAAAACAUUCUGCAAGGUAUGAUUUAGUGGAUUGUAGAUAGAUCAUAGCAGGUUAUAAAUCAGUUUUCUGAAUUAUUUUUUUCCGCAAACAAUUCACAGUCAAAUUUUGGUACCUGCCUUUGACUUUAAAACUCACAUUUCAAAUGCUGAUAUACAUUGUAGAUAAUAGUUAAUUGUUUUUGCUGUAGGUGUAUUAUAUCCAGUAUAAGAGAGAAAGGAUUUUUUU
Messenger RNA from Mercenaria mercenaria, 2403 nucleotides. RefSeq names its product acyl-coenzyme A diphosphatase FITM2-like. Gene Ontology annotation, cellular component: endoplasmic reticulum membrane. The transcript has a single exon. The coding region runs from base 8 to 937 and encodes 309 amino acids. The record is from RefSeq and is a predicted model, not a curated record. Gene Ontology annotation, biological process: lipid droplet organization; phospholipid biosynthetic process; lipid storage. Lineage: Eukaryota; Metazoa; Mollusca; Bivalvia; Venerida; Veneridae.